UGACUCAGUUAAAGUCUUCUUCUGGAUUGGAUUUAAAUAAAUUCCUCAGCAGUUCUCCCCCAGACUCCAGUACUGCCCCAUCAGUACCUGCUACUGGUCCAUCCUCCAAUAUAUCAGCAGUACUAGCACUCACAUCUCUAAUAAAACAACAACAAAGUCUAUCACCACAACAUCAAAACUCAUCCCCUCAGAAAAACCACACCCCUUUACCAGGAGGUGUGUCUCUCUCUAGCCCAUCGUCCCAGGAUCCUGUGAGUCUUCAAGCCUUGGUCUCCAUGGCUAAUAUGAGGUCUCCUCUUGGUCCCUCUCCUGAUAAGGUUUCUGUCCCUACUCUCAUGUUAACAGUCUCACCCUCGUCUCAGGCUAAGACCCCUACUAGUGUGACCACGCCCAUAUUGACCACGCCUACUAGUGGUGACACGCCCACUCCAGUGAUGCAGCGGUCUAGUCCUAAGAAGACUGGCUCACUGUCCUUGUUUUAUAGAAAAGUGUAUCAAAUGUCAUAUUUACGUAUUAAAGACCUUUGUGAGAGACUGAGACUGGAACAUGACACAAUACAAAAAGUGUGGACUUGUUUUGAACAUUGUCUGGUGUGUUUUCCUGACAUGAUGAAGGACAGGAAUAUUGACCAACUGAUAAUGUGCUCCAUUUAUAUUGUAGCUAAGGUAAUUAAUAAUAAUAAUAAUAAUAAUAAUAAUAAUAAUAAUAUAUCACUUUAAUCAGGAGCCCAUAAAAGAAAAA
Amphimedon queenslandica is the source of this 741-nucleotide messenger RNA. Its product is annotated as retinoblastoma-like protein 1. Gene Ontology annotation, cellular component: chromatin; nucleus; transcription regulator complex. The transcript has 3 exons. The coding region runs from base 276 to 719 and encodes 147 amino acids. NCBI's taxonomy places the organism in Eukaryota, Metazoa, Porifera, Demospongiae, Haplosclerida, Niphatidae. Gene Ontology annotation, biological process: regulation of transcription by RNA polymerase II; negative regulation of G1/S transition of mitotic cell cycle; cell differentiation. Gene Ontology annotation, molecular function: RNA polymerase II transcription regulatory region sequence-specific DNA binding. The record is from RefSeq and is a predicted model, not a curated record.